Molecule: messenger RNA, 1169 nt
Organism: Anopheles bellator
Lineage: Eukaryota; Metazoa; Arthropoda; Insecta; Diptera; Culicidae
Product: glutathione S-transferase 1-like
Exons: 3
Coding region: 26-700 (224 amino acids)
Biological process (GO): glutathione metabolic process
Molecular function (GO): glutathione transferase activity
Source: RefSeq, a predicted model, not a curated record
AACCCGUCAGUAUCCGGCCGAGUCAAUGGCUACUACGUUGGUGUUGUACACAAAUAAGAAAAGCCCACCCUGUCGGGCGGUGAGACUGACGGCCCGUGCCCUCGGACUCGAGUUGAUCGAGAAAGAAAUGACCCUGGUGCGUGGUGAUAAGCUGAUGGAAGAGUUCUUGAAGGUUAGCCCACAGCACACGAUACCGGUGCUGGAUGAUGGCGGCACGAUCAUCAUCGCCAGCCACGCCAUCAUGAUCUACCUCGUUUGCAAAUACGGUCCGGACGAUCGGCUCUACCCGGCCGAUAUAGUGAAGCGUGCCCGCGUCCACACUUCCCUCCACCUUGAUUCGGGCGUGAUCUUUUCGCGGCUAAGUUUUCUAUUCGAACCAGUGAUCUACUCGGGCAAAUCAUACUUCCACUCAGACCGCGUGGAACACAUCCGGAAGGCGUACCGUUUGCUCGAAGACACCCUUGUGGAUGACUACCUCGUCGGCAGCGACCUGACGAUCGCCGACUUUAGCUGCAUCUCCAGCAUCUCCUCACUGGUAGGCGUUGUGGCACUGGAGGAGGAAAAGUUCCCCAAAAUCACUCGAUGGAUCUCGCGCAUGAAGGAGCUACCGUACUACGAGGAGACGAACGGUACCGGUGCGACCGAGUUGGCACAGUUCGUGCUAGGGAAAAAGGAAGCCAACGCGGCGCAGUAUUUGUGAUCGCCGCCGCGAACAACAAAAUACGUUUCCCCGUCGAUUUAUGCAAAUGCUUCUCUCGGUUUUAUUCCUAGCGCCGUUCAGACGGCCGCUUCAUAAAACGUAAAUACAAAUCGGCCAGCAUCACCGUUGCUUAUGCCUUGCCCACUUUCUGGUUGUACAGUUGUAGCGCCUCGUUGGCACGAUCGGUGUUUAUGUCCUUGUAGUGCGGGAGGUUUUUCUCGAGUCUUGCCAGGUAAGCCACCACCGUCGGGUACUUGGUGGCAUCGACCGGGAACAGUGCGUUCAGCGUGCAGAGGGACGUCGAGACACUGACGUCGGCCAGCGUUAUUUUGCUGCCUACCAGAUAGUCCGUACCAGCGGAAGCCAGCGAGCCUUCGAGCAGAUCGUAAGCCUUCUGAAUCGAAUCGAGCUUCUCCUGUGGUACCUCCGUCUGGCCCCAGUAGAAGACCGGUUCCAGAAUCCAGCGUAA